This is a messenger RNA of Brachypodium distachyon (stiff brome), 1296 nucleotides long. RefSeq lists its product as uncharacterized. Bases 119 to 967 code for a protein of 282 amino acids. The transcript is spliced from 10 exons. The record is from RefSeq and is a predicted model, not a curated record. NCBI's taxonomy places the organism in Eukaryota, Viridiplantae, Streptophyta, Magnoliopsida, Poales, Poaceae.
AACCCCAUCAAGAGAGAGCUCCUCAAAUCAAAUGGCAACUCUCCCAAUCCCGAAGACGACGACCCGAGUCGGCUCAUACUGAUCGCUUCUAGAAGCUUCCAGAAGGCUCCGGCGCGCCAUGGCCGCGCCCUUCUUCUCCACGCCCUUCCAGCCUUACGUCUACCAGAGCCAACAAGGAUCUGUGACGGCGUUUCAGAUAUCCGGUGGAGAUGUGCAGGUCGUGCAGGUAAUGGUGAAGUCACAUGAGAAGUUGACUGUGAAACCAGGUACAAUGUGCUACAUGUCUGGGAACAUUCAGAUGGACAAUAAUUACUUGCAUGAAAAUGAUGGAGGCAUGUGGCAGUGGAUAUUUGGAAAAAGCAUAACCAGCACAGUUUUCUUCAAUCCUGGCCCUGAUGAUGGAUAUGUUGGGAUUUCUGCACCAUUUCCUGGGAGGAUACUGCCGAUAGAUUUGGCGAACUUUGGUGGGGAACUUCUUAGCCAGGCAGAUGCUUUUCUUUGCUCAGUCAAUGAUGUGUCCGUCACAAGUACAGCUGAUCAGAGACCGCGGAACAAUGAAAUUGGCGCAGAGAUGAUCCUGAAACAGAAGCUUAGAGGUCAAGGGAUGGCCUUCAUUGUCGGCGGUGGAUCAGUAAUGCAGAAAAUUCUUGCUCCCCGGGAGGUAAUUACUGUUGAUGCUGCUUGUAUUGUCGCUAUGACAACCACCAUCAAUUUUCAGUUAAAGAACCAUACCCAACUAAGAAGAGCAGUCUUCGGGGGCGACAACCAGCUUACAGCAUCUCUUACAGGACCCGGUGUGGUUUUCAUUCAGAGCCUACCCUUCACUCGGCUCUCACAGCGCAUUGCGAGUAGAUCAAUGGCGGCCCCAAGCUUGAGAGACAACCCCAAGUUCUUCAUCCAGAUCGUCAUGUUCUUCUUCCUCGCAUAUGUCAUGAUUGUAUCAUCAAUAAUUCUGACGGAUGUCUAGAUGCUGCUAGAGGCGAGCAUUUUGUGUAAUCCUCCUAGAGAUGUUCCUUGAAAUUUGGAAGAGUAAAAGUUGUUACAGCUUACAGAAGAAUUCUCCCUCCCCCGUGUAGAUGUUGUGGGUCUGAGCAAAGCUUGAGAAGACAUCGCUCAACUCUUGUUAGAAAACAUAGUUGGAAGUUUUAUCAUAUUCAGCGACGGGCCUUUGUUCGUGUGUAGAGACAGCAAGUUGAAGUUGCACAUGCUACAUGUUACAGUGAAUAUACAUUUGAGACUUUUGACUUGUAUCCUGCUUAGUAGAUCCAUCGAUAAUAGUGUUGAUACAUUUCUGUA